Molecule: messenger RNA, 486 nt
Organism: Helianthus annuus (common sunflower)
Lineage: Eukaryota; Viridiplantae; Streptophyta; Magnoliopsida; Asterales; Asteraceae
Exons: 1
Coding region: 12-398 (128 amino acids)
Biological process (GO): transcription initiation at RNA polymerase III promoter
Cellular component (GO): RNA polymerase III complex
Molecular function (GO): nucleotide binding
Source: RefSeq, a predicted model, not a curated record
UGUGUCUAGAGAUGAAGAUUCUGAAGGAAAAUGCAGGCCCGCUUACGAAUUUUGAAGUGCUUGAUUUUUUACGAUCUAGAGGGGCUGCAAAAGACCCCACACGGGUUCUUGCUUCGGUAGCACCUUCAGAAUUCAAGGUUUACGACUACCUGGAGCACACGGCAGCUUCUAGUCAAACAAAAGAGAGCAUUACUGAGUUUGCGGCUAAAUGUAAACCAUACAAGCUUACAAAGUCUGAGAUCAUUAACAUCGUCAACAUUAGACCGUCUUCGUCUGUCGAAAUUUACCCCUUGAUUGAGAAUCUUGAGGCACGACUAGAAGAAAGUGUUGAAGAAUUGGUUGAGUUGGUUUUGCAAGUGUUUCCCUCUUCUGAAGAACAAAGUAAAUCUGAUGAAUGAAUGAAUGAAAGCAAACCUUAUAUGUAUGCUACCAUUGUUUGUUAUCUGUCCUUGAAAAUUUAAUUAAAAUCGACAGUCAAACACAUCA